GUAAACAGUUGCACGGCGUACUUGCUAGAAUUUGUAGAAACAGUUUAUUAGUGGUCGACUGAAAUCUCUCCUUCAUUUUAGUGUUCCUUGGUCCCGCUCGCUGGAUGUUUUCUGCUCUCCCUAAACACGACAGGCCACUUAUCUGCCAUGGCCGAAGAACACCACGGUGUCGAGGGGGCGGCAGCAGCCGCAGUCCCAUGGCCUCCCCGCGAGAUUGUCAUGAAGGUCGCCGUGAACACAAGAGACACCGUGGCACUGUUCUACAUGUCCUGGAUCGAGGAUGAGCCGGAGUGUGGGCCAAUGUGUGUCCUGCUGAGUCGGCACAAGUACAGGAUUGCGAACGCAGAUGUGCGCAAGUUAACAAUUGUCUUGGACAAACUGAGCACUGCGUUAUCUCAUUCAGAACGCGUCCUGGAAGAUGUUGCAUUCAAAGGCAGCCUUCAAUGCAAACUAGGAGACCUAGAUGGCGGGGGGUUGAAGCACACGCUGUGUCUCGGCUCGGCGUCACUAUUUCCCGGAGUCGGUGCACUGAAGCAGACGGUGUGCGAUGCAGUGUUCCGAGUCUAUGCUACCAAUCACCAAGGAGGUACUGUUGUGAUGUCGAAAAAGGCAGUGUAUACCUGUUACGUGGAGCGCGAGGUGGCAAGCAAUGAUGACGGCGAGCCGCCAGGGCAGGCGAUGUUAGUACGUAACAACGUCUGCAUUGCUAGAGCAAUGAUGGGUAAUAAUAGAUAUGUAUACACUGGACCACCAAUAGCACUGCACCGGGGAUACUACUGUGCGUUUGAAGCGCACAAUCUGACGUAGGGGAAAGGACCCUUACUUGUCGGUACAUGCCCCCAGAGCCUUGGCCAGACUCCUCAAGACUAUGCGAAUCUAACAGCAACGCUAACACCGGAUACGAUCGACCGGAGCAGCAGUUCCUUUGGAGAGCUGCUCAUUGCGACACUACCCAUACAGCUCAGUAUGACUAUGCCCGUUGAGCUCUAACGACUACGUAGCUGAGAUGGCAGUGCAGAGAUGCACUGUCCACAAUGCCAUCCGGUGUCUCACAGCUACCGUUGUAGCACAUGUGCGAGAAGAGCUCGUUUACAUCGUAAACAGAUCGGCGCCAUGCUGGUUUUCAUCAACUCAUCACCCAGAGCAACGACUGUUCGUCUAUGGAUUGAUAGUGCAUUGUGAAAACCUUACUCCAGCUGCGUCCCGUCCAUAUGGAAAUCUGCAGCAGUGACGCAACAAUUAUCCUGCUUUCUAUCACAACUCAAUGCCUCACGGAAGCACUGCCGAUGGAUGACACAUCCAUGCUUGCGAAUUACACUGGGCACUCCACAACAAGCACAAGGCCACAUCAUUUGUGUAUCAAGAGUGUCAGCUUUGUAGCAGUGUGUUGCCUCUGCAUGACACUAGAAUGAAACGGCGACCAAUAGACCUCACCUGAUCUUAGUUGGUUGAAUGGAACGACUACUUAUCUGAUUUAUCAGCACCACGGUCCACCAUAGGAAUUCUUCAUGAAAUACCUUACCGAAUGCUGCUGCCCUUCAUGUACAAACUUACUGCUAUAUUCCAUGAAAGCGCCUCAUGUCGGCUUAGUGAUUUCAAGAGGCCGUUUCAAAGUGCUGAAAGAAAGAAAAUUUUAACUUUGGCUCAAAAAUUCCGAUAUUUUUCAUUGCUGCUAGACUGGCUGUUGCCCAGAUUAAAAUUAUUGUUUACAUUUCAUACGAAAGUAUUCAGACCUGCGAGAAUUUCAGCCCGGAGAAGAUUUAUUUGGAGUUAGCGUAGGCUUCAACGAAAAAAAGUUUUUAUACCACAAAAAUCACAAACAUGAGCUCGUUAGCUGUUCUCAGUGACAUUAUUCAGCUACUUGAAAUGGUUAGGGAACUACCAUGCAGAACUAUCAUUUUAACUUCCCCACACCAUGAUUAUAGUCUCACUGUGCUACGUAUUUAUUUCCUGAUUCCGCGACCAGAGCACAAUUAUGGCACAUGCGCCGCCUCUACCAUACUUUAUCGAUCCGAAUUCAGCACGUACUAGUAUAGUUAGAAUAUGCUUCAACCUUGCAUGCGUUUUACCUGCCCCAUCUCUGUAUUAUUUUCUAGGAAUGAAAACGCAAUUCUGUUGAAUAUAUUAAUUUUCAAUUUUUCAUUAUGGGACUGAGAAACGUAAUGGAUGACUGUAA
Molecule: messenger RNA, 2176 nt
Organism: Sycon ciliatum
Lineage: Eukaryota; Metazoa; Porifera; Calcarea; Leucosolenida; Sycettidae
Exons: 5
Coding region: 148-807 (219 amino acids)
Source: RefSeq, a predicted model, not a curated record